CUCAUCAUGGUGUAACUGUGUGUGUGAUGGUGUGUGAUGUGUCCAGACUCUGUCAGGCUGCUGAAUGGAUCCAGUGUGUGUUCAGGCAGACUGGAGGUGAAGUCUGACCAGACCUGGUCCUCAGUGUGUGAAGCUGACUUUGACCAGCAGGAUGCAGAGGUGGUCUGCAGGGAGCUCGGCUGUGGGCCUUCUUCAGUCCUCCAGGGGGCGCUCUAUGGAGAAGGGGAGGCUCCCAUGUGGACCAAAGAGUUCCAGUGUGGAGGCCAUGAGUCUGCUCUGCUGGACUGUAGAAGCUCAGACUCUGAUAGAAACACCUGCUCACCUGGCAGAGCUGCUGGACUCACCUGCUCAGAUCCUGUCAGGUUGGUGGGAGGAGCCAGUCGCUGUUCCGGUACACUGGAGAUGAAACUGGGAGAAUGGAGACCAGUGGUUGGUUAUAGAUGGACCCUGAAAACUGCAGCUGUUAUCUGUGAACAUCUGGACUGUGGUUCUGCUGUUUCUGUGGGACAGAGAGAGGAGAUCUCAGACAUAUCUACGUGGUGGGUCGAAUCUAACUGUAUUCAUUCUGGAUCUCCUCUGAGGGAAUGUGCAACACCAUAUCAUGAUGACUCCAUCUGGAAUCUCACCUGCUCAGACUCUGUCAGGCUGCUGAAUGGAUCCAGUGUGUGUUCAGGCAGACUGGAGGUGAAGUCUGACCAGACCUGGUCCUCAGUGUGUGAAGCUGACUUUGACCAGCAGGAUGCAGAGGUGGUCUGCAGGGAGCUCGGCUGUGGGCCUCCUUCAGUCCUCCAGGGGGCGCUCUAUGGAGAAGGGGAGGCUCCCAUGUGGACCAAAGAGUUCCAGUGUGGAGGCCAUGAGUCUGCUCUGCUGGACUGUAGAAGCUCAGACUCUGAUAGAAACACCUGCUCACCUGGCAGAGCUGCUGGACUCACCUGCUCAGAUCCUGAUGAUGUCAGGUUGGUGGGAGGAGCCAGUCGCUGUACAGGUAGACUGGAGGUGAAACACCUGGGAGACCAGUGGAGACCUGUGAAACUCCUGGACUGGACCCUGAAGGCAGCAGCUUUCUUCUGUCAACAUCUGGACUGUGGUUCUGUUGUUUCUGCAGCAGAUCGACAUCUGUACUCAAAGACAUCUGUGUGGACAGUCUAUGCCGACUGUCUUUAUCCUGGUUUUGAUCUGAGAGAAUGUUUAAUGUCAGAUCGCUCUCCCUUCAUAAUGCAUCUCACCUGCUCAGAUUCUGUCAGGCUGCUGAAUGGAUCCAGUCUGUGUUCAGGCAGACUGGAGGUGAAGUCUGACCAGACCUGGUCCUCAGUGUGUGAAGCUGACUUUGACCAGCAGAAUGCAGAGGUGGUCUGCAGGGAGCUCGGCUGUGGGCCUUCUUCAGUCCUCCAGGGGGCGCUCUAUGGAGAAGGGGAGGCUCCCAUGUGGACCAAAGAGUUCCAGUGUGGAGGCCAUGAGUCUGCUCUGCUGGACUGUAGAAGCUCAGACUCUGAUAGAAACACCUGCUCACCUGGCAGAGCUGCUGGACUCACCUGCUCAGAUCCUGAUGAUGUCAGGUUGGUGGGAGGAGCCAGUCGCUGUUCUGGUACACUGGAGAUGAAACUAGGAGAAUGGACACCAGUGGAUGUUGAUGGAUGGACCCUGAAAACUGCAGCUUUCAUCUGUAAACUUCUGGACUGUGGUUCUGCUGUUUCUGUGGGAGAGACAAAGGAGACCUCAAACAGAUUUGUGUGGAGGAUCAAAUCGGACUGUGUUCAGUCUGGAUCUCCUCUGAGGGAAUGUGCAUUAUCCUAUAUCUUCACUUCCUCCAUCCUGAAUCUCACCUGUUCAGACAAGCCUGUCAGUGACAUCACCUCUGACAUCAUCAAAGGUUGGUCAAGAAGUUGUUUCAGGAGAUUUUAA
Messenger RNA from Melanotaenia boesemani (Boeseman's rainbowfish), 1902 nucleotides. Its product is annotated as scavenger receptor cysteine-rich type 1 protein M130-like. The coding region runs from base 37 to 1902 and encodes 621 amino acids. Gene Ontology annotation, cellular component: membrane. NCBI's taxonomy places the organism in Eukaryota, Metazoa, Chordata, Actinopteri, Atheriniformes, Melanotaeniidae. The record is from RefSeq and is a predicted model, not a curated record. The transcript has 8 exons.